AAUGCUUACAUAUAUUGCAUGCUGAUUCACGACCAUCUACGAGACAGGGCGGGUGGAAAGGUACAUAUUAUUAGCACGUUCGUUUCUGGCCAGAUAAAAGAAGACGGAGAAAGAGACAUAGACCCAUCAAAAUAUCGCCGCAUCGUACAUCAUGUUAAUACUUAUGUACAACAAGAUAUGUCGUCAAUGCCCAAAAACAUGAGAUUCAAGUAUUGGACUCGCUUGGUUCUCGGAUCAAUCGGAGUGACCUUACUGUUACGUUACUAGGACUUGAGAAGCGUUUGAAACUUGGAGAACAAAGUCCGGAGUUUAAUAAAGAUCAUGAGUGGUCUGAUCUCAAUGUUACAAAAUGGAAUGUCGUAGAACAGUUCCUAGAGGCAAAACAAACGGAUGGCGCAUCUUGUGGACUGUUUAUGCUAAAUUUUAUGGAAUAUUGGACAGUAGAUGUGUUAACAGAUCAGUUCACCCAGGAGGAUAUCAAGCACUUUCGACGAAAAUUAGUUGUCAUUUUGCUCGAUUCAGAACUGAAUAAGCUAAAAGGAUGUCCGAUAUACCAUCAACCAGACAUUAAAGAAAAUGUAUCGAAAUCUGAUCUCGAGCUCCUAGAUAAUCCACCGGAUGGAGUCAAAGACAGACGUCCUAGCCCAAUCCUCAGCAUGCCCACGGAUCAAUUUGAAUUGCUUGUCGGCCUUUGCAACUAUAUCAUGUCCAUUGAUGAUGCCAAGUGUUUGGAGUAAGUAUCAUUUAUCAAUAUAUAAGGUGCCAGUAUACACUGUUGUUAUUCUUACCAUCCAAUUCUCAAAAAAGAAUGGGACCGAAGCUCGACACCCCGUACAAUGGGCUUAAGUCUCAAAAAACUUCAAAGCAUACUUAACAUGAAGCAGUCUAUGGACAAUGAUUUUUCAACAUUGCUGUGCGUAUUCUGGCAUGUGACGAGGGAGUAUUGUUCACAGACCCUUCAAUACACUACAUGGAUCUACAAUUUUGUUCCAUGCUGUGGGAUUCAACACGAGAUCAAAAGUUUUUGGGAUAAGGAAACUAUUCAGAAGUUGGCAACUUUGUCUGAUAGCUGGCAUGGGAGAGACAACAACAUAUUAUCGUGCAACAUGGUCAUCGACAAAGAGGCAUGUCAUGUAUCUAUUCUGGAUCCUAUUCGUACAACACAAAUGACGGAGAUGAAAAUUUUGAGGCACUUAGUGAAAUUAAAAAGUUUUGCGAGGGAAUUCAAAGAAGCACUCGAAAUAAAGCAACCAGGAUGGCAUUCUGAUAUAUCAAAAUGCCAACGUGUAUUUCCUAAUGGUAUUCCAACGAGCAUAGACGGGGAUUUGUCAGGUUUUUAUGUCUUUCAUUUUAUGCUCUGGUGGAACGGUAAAGACCUUGUGCAACCGGUUUGUGCAGAUGGGUAUGAGUUGAGGAAGCGGUUUUUAUUAUACUUGCUCAAACAUCAUGCGAAUGAAGCUAAAGACAACUUGCCUGAUAUUGUGCGAGAAUUUCUUAAGCGCAUCAAGUAGAUCUCAAUAUUCUAUAAUAUAUUUUUAUUUGGAUCAUUACUUUAUAC
This is a messenger RNA of Triticum dicoccoides, 1558 nucleotides long. RefSeq lists its product as uncharacterized. NCBI's taxonomy places the organism in Eukaryota, Viridiplantae, Streptophyta, Magnoliopsida, Poales, Poaceae. The transcript has 9 exons. The coding region runs from base 837 to 1511 and encodes 224 amino acids. The record is from RefSeq and is a predicted model, not a curated record.